CUUCCUGCGUCAUCCCCCUCCCCUCGACCGUGAAGCCAUACUCAUAUCCCUCGCGAGGCUAUAGUGCUUAGCGAACUAUUCCGUACUAGAUUAUCACACGUCCCGGUUCAACAUGGGUUUUCAGGUCCGAGGCAUCAAGAAUCGACCCCCGCUUCCCUACAAGGACGAUAUCAGGGCCUACAGCAAGGAAUAUGCCGAGUCUCUCGAUGCCCGAGACCCGCUACGUGCCUUUCGCGAUGAGUUUAUCAUUCCCUCGAAGACCGAUCUGAAGAGAAAGUCAUUGGCUGUUGACGAGACCCAUGACAACUCCGAUGAUUCAUGGUGUAUUUAUUUGUGUGGCAACUCCCUUGGGGUGCAGCCUCGCAACACGCGGAGGUACAUCGAGUAUUAUCUGCGGACCUGGGCCAUGAAAGGCGUCACUGGUCAUUUUACUCCGCAUGAUGACCAGCUUCUGCCACCGUUUGUGGACGUUGACGACGCCGGCGCAAAGCUCAUGGCUCCGGUCGUGGGAGCACUGCAGAGCGAAGUGGCACUCAUGGGCACCCUGACGGCUAACCUGCACCUUUUAAUGGCAAGCUUCUAUCAGCCGACUCAGGAUCGAUACAAGAUCAUUAUCGAAGGCAAGGCUUUCCCAAGUGAUCAUUAUGCCGUUGAAUCUCAAAUUAAGCAUCAUAAUUUGGAUCCAAAGGAUGCCUUGGUUCUCAUCGAACCUAAGGACACCGAUCGUCCUCUUUUGACGGCGGAGCAAAUACUGCAAGUGAUUGAUGAGCAUGCCUCGAGUACCGCAGUCAUCCUCCUUUCAGCGGUUCAAUUCUACACCGGCCAAUAUUUCGACAUCGAAAAAAUCACCGCGCAUGCUCAGUCGAAAGGCAUCAUCGUGGGCUGGGACUGUGCUCACGCGGCAGGGAAUGUCGACUUGCACCUGCACGACUGGAACGUAGACUUUGCAGCAUGGUGCAACUACAAAUACCUCAACAGCGGGCCUGGCGGCAUGGCGGGCAUAUUUGUUCAUGAAAGACAUGGGCAAGUGGAUAUGGACCGGGCUGAUGGCGACGGUCAACCCUUCCGACCACGACUCUCCGGCUGGUGGGGAGGAGACAAGAAGACCAGGUUCCUGAUGAACAACAACUUCUUGCCCCAGCCCGGCGCAGCAGGAUACCAAGUGUCCAACCCAUCCGUGCUGGAUAUCAACGCAGUAGCUGCGUCACUUGAGCUUUUCAACCGGACAUCGAUGGCCGAGAUUCGUAAAAAGUCCCUAGACCUCACAGGCUACCUAGAGCACCUGCUUCUAACCUAUCCUCUUGACGCACCGCCCGAGGAUAAGCCUUUCAUCAUUAUCACUCCGUCAAACCCGGACGAGCGCGGUGCGCAGCUUAGUCUGCGUCUACAACCCGGUCUUUUGGACACUGUCCUGGAGGUCUUGGAAGAGCACGCGGUCGUCAUUGAUGAGAGGAAACCGGAUGUGAUUCGGGUUGCUCCAGCCCCUCUAUAUAACACUUACGUGGAUGUGUGGGAAUUCUGCCAGGUCUUCUACAAUGCCUGCCGGAAGGCUGUGAGCGCACGGAAAUAAGCCACCCUCAUAAUUUGAUGGAGUCCCCUUGAGAAGCUGGGGUGCGAGGGUUGUUCCGACAGGGGAAUAUACCAAGAGUGGUCAUGAAUCUGUACAUGAACUAGACGCAGCGAUUGGCGCGAUCUCGCGACGAGAGCUGAUCAGGC
Molecule: messenger RNA, 1716 nt
Organism: Aspergillus steynii IBT 23096
Lineage: Eukaryota; Fungi; Ascomycota; Eurotiomycetes; Eurotiales; Aspergillaceae
Gene: bna5-1
Product: kynureninase
Exons: 4
Coding region: 113-1570 (485 amino acids)
Biological process (GO): NAD+ biosynthetic process
Cellular component (GO): cytoplasm
Molecular function (GO): kynureninase activity; pyridoxal phosphate binding
Source: RefSeq, a predicted model, not a curated record